Molecule: messenger RNA, 2146 nt
Organism: Lepisosteus oculatus (spotted gar)
Lineage: Eukaryota; Metazoa; Chordata; Actinopteri; Semionotiformes; Lepisosteidae
Gene: elac1
Product: elaC ribonuclease Z 1
Cellular component (GO): nucleus
Molecular function (GO): 3'-tRNA processing endoribonuclease activity
Source: RefSeq, a predicted model, not a curated record
CCUUGAGAAUACGGGAAGAGGACAAACUAAAUGUGAAUAAAAUUUGAAAUGAUGCCCUUAAGAGCUGAAUAAAAAUCACGAGAUGAGAUGAUACACUUUACAUCACAAAUGUACAACAGCGUUCUCUAAUCUUGUCCUUAUAAAGUCAGCAAACAGAACUUUAUUGCGGUCUCUUCUCAGUUUCCUAAAUAUUUUCUGACUUAAACGCUCUUAAUUCAGCGACCUGUUCACAGAUACAUAUAGGAACGUCAAGUUGUGAACUACAUCUCCCACAAUCCACCGGCACAGCACGCCCCUGUGCCGCUGGCUCUCUGGGAAUCCGCAGGGAUUUGUGGGAAGUAUAGUCAAGCAAGUAUUGCUGGAGUAGGGUAGAGGUUCAGUGUGCUUUCUGUUGACAUAGUUCCAGUGGGCUCGGAGCCAGAAAUCACGCCGCUGUCAGUUCCACGCACACUGGUUUCCAUCAUGAGGUAGUGGGGUCUGGGUAUUUUAUUUCUCUUUUCUUCUCCCCAUCGGGUUACUCGCAAAAAAUAAAUAUUGGUAUUCCGUACGAUAUGUCAAUGGACUUGACGUUUCUGGGGACUGGCUCUGCCUACCCCUCGCCUCACCGUGGAGCCUCGGCACUGGUCCUCCGCACGGAUGGGGACUGCUGGCUGUUCGACUGCGGGGAAGGGACGCAGACGCAGCUCAUGAAGAGCCAGCUGAAGGCUGGCAGGAUUACGAAGGUGUUCAUCACCCAUCUCCAUGGCGACCACCUGUUCGGCCUGCCGGGCCUGCUGUGCACCAUCAGCCUCCACAGCUGCCCCGCUCCUGCCAAGCCCCCCCCGCCGGUGGAAGUCUACGGCCCACGGGGGCUGCGCAAGUUCCUGCGCGUCGCCCUCACGCUCUCGGGCUCCCAGCUGAUGUUCCCCUACGUGGUGCACGAGCUGGUGCCCGGGGAUGACCAGUGCCCCCCGGAGGGGCUGCCGGACGGCUUGGAGCCAGUCCACGAUGACGAUGACGACGAUGGCGGCGGGCGGCUGCACCCCCAGGAGGUGCUGGGCCGAACCUUCCAGCUGGACCCGGAACAGGGCUGCUACACGCUCCUCGAGAGCCCGCAGUUCGUCGUCAGGGCCUUCCGGCUCUUCCACCGCCUCCCUUCCUUCGGCUUCGUGGUGGAGGAGCGGCCGCGGCCCGGCAAGCUGAACGUGCAGCUGCUGAAGGAGCUGGGAAUAAAGCCAGGACCCAUUUGUGGGAGGUUAAAAAACGGAGAAUCUGUAACGCUGGAAAAUGGAGUCGUGGUUUCCCCAGAGGACGUGCUGGAGGAAGCUGUCCCGGGCCGGAAGGUGUGCAUCCUGGGGGAUUGCUGCAGCCUUGUGGGCGACGCGGGGCGCAGGCUGUGCCACGGAGCUGACGUCCUGGUCCACGAGGCCACCCUGGAGGACAGCCUGAGAGACAAGGCCUGGGAGCACGGGCACAGCACGCCCAGCAUGGCCGCCGAGCUGGCAGAGGCAUGCCAAGUCAAGCAGCUGGUACUCUACCACUUCAGCCAGAGGUACAAACCCCAGAGCCUCCUCAAGGAAAAGGAAGACGACAACGUCCUGGAGCUCAAGAGGCAGGCCGAAGCAGCUCUGAACGGCGGGGAAGUUAUCCUUGCCGAGGACUUCUUAACGAUACCUAUUCCCAGCAAAAGAUGCAGUUAGUUUUUUUAUAAAUAGAAUUGUUUUUAUCUGCUGAAGUGUCAUGGCUAUUUUUGUAUAUGAUGACAUUGACUUGAGGUGUAAAACCUUAUGACCCCCUUAUUUUAAAUUGCUUUGGUUGGAAUCGUUUUUAUUCAAGUUCUCUUAUAGAUAAUUGUCAGGCAUUUUAGAAAAUGCAUGCCAGAGAAAAUGGUUUGAUGCCAUAAAGUGACUGAGGUCCUGGUGUCCUGCUCCUUCUUUGGAGACAACAUGACAGUACAAUCACCCCUGUCCACUGGAAAGCAGGCUUGCUCAGUGCUCGGUAUGUCGGCAUGGCUCAUCAGACCCUGUCCUACAGAUGCUAGAGUGGGAGCACCAUGCGAUUCCGCUGAAUUAUUUUGAGGGUGGUUAUUUUAGUAUGGUGGGAUGGGGCACUUAUUUUGUAUUUAAAAGUGGAUCUAUUUCAUGCAAUAAAAGUUUAAUUGAUCGUA